Suillus subaureus is the source of this 1001-nucleotide messenger RNA. RefSeq lists its product as uncharacterized. Lineage: Eukaryota; Fungi; Basidiomycota; Agaricomycetes; Boletales; Suillaceae. The record is from RefSeq and is a predicted model, not a curated record. The transcript is spliced from 3 exons. Bases 152 to 772 code for a protein of 206 amino acids.
AAGGACACCGUCAACGAAGAGUGUCAACGUCCUAUGAAAAAAAAUCCCCGCUUUAUUCCUAAUCUCCUGCCAAAGACACCCCCAUAUAAACCUCGAGUGUUACCCACCACCACAAUCAUGCAGCUAUGUAUAUCAGGCAGCCUAGGGACACAUGCUUUCCCUAUCCGUCUCCUCUGACGAAGAGGAGAAAGCACGUUCUCAACGUGCGAAGAAACCCCGUACGAGGAAACCUUCGUGGUCGUUAAUCGCGUCCUCAGAUGUGCAUACACGACGGACCCUGCCAGUUUUGGCAUCGACGCAAAUUACUACUACAUCGCCUGUGCACAAGGAUCUGACUAGGAAACGCGAGUCGGGCAGGGCGCUUUUUCACUGCCCAAGGUUUCCUCUAGCUUGUCGGAUAAUGAUAAUGAAUUUUCGAUGGCGAAACCCAAGGCAAAGAAGAAGGAUCCAGGAACCGAAGACGAAGCCAAGGCUCAUCCACCGCAACCUCGUGCGAAACCCCUCGAGGUUCGGUCCUGAACUCCGGUGUCCAGUCUCUCAUUCUCACUUGUGUCACGAAACGCGCAGUUCACACCCUAUUUUCCGGUUUCUUUAUCUCAUCAAUAUCGGUCUCUGUAUCUCCCUGGGACGCGGUUUUUUCAUGGAUGGAGGAAAUUCACUUUUCAACGAACGGGAGAUUUCCCUAAUUCUCCCUCUUCCAACCGGUUAUUUGCUCCUCGAGCUCGAGCUCGACCUUGAUCUGUCUAUUCGCCAGUGCAUCCAUUGCUUAUGAACCACCAAACUGGAGUCAUCACAUAUUUAUUAACUUCGCAUUCAAGCAUGUAUCAUCACUGCCCAUUCGUCAUCGCUUUCAUUCCUAUUACCUCCGUUCCUGUCCACAUCACUUGAUCUUUCUUUCUUUGCACAACAACCCUUUCCUCUUUUGUACAACCGCGCCUUUUCCCCCUUCUCUGUACAACCUCCUACUGUCUUUGCACGACUUCCCUCGUCGCUACAUGUCG